Ectocarpus sp. CCAP 1310/34 is the source of this 343-nucleotide messenger RNA. The record is from the annotation of a GenBank genome assembly. NCBI's taxonomy places the organism in Eukaryota, Phaeophyceae, Ectocarpales, Ectocarpaceae.
AUGAUGGCUUUGGUUGGUUGUUCUUUUUCACUGUACGGCCGCAGAUACAUUCUGACAGCACUUCAGACAGCAGCUUUGUGCCCCGCCAGCUGCUUGUUCCAUGCCUACCAUGGUGUUUUUGCACAGACAGCACUUCAGACAGUAUGUAUGCUGUAGUCAGCAAUCUUCCGUUUUGGUAUAGAGUGGGACAGGGAGGGGGUGAUGCUACUGUAGUCGAACGGUGGGACGGACGUGCAGUUCAGUUUUUGGGCACGCAUACGGUGCUGCAGGGAUUUUUAGGUGUACCUCUUCGGGCUCUUGGAUACCUUUUUCUCGUUUUAUGUGUGCGUGUUCUUUAGAUCCU